Molecule: messenger RNA, 1008 nt
Organism: Penaeus chinensis
Lineage: Eukaryota; Metazoa; Arthropoda; Malacostraca; Decapoda; Penaeidae
Product: acanthoscurrin-1-like
Exons: 2
Coding region: 17-604 (195 amino acids)
Cellular component (GO): extracellular region
Molecular function (GO): peptidase inhibitor activity
Source: RefSeq, a predicted model, not a curated record
ACAGCUGGAGUUAAUCAUGAAGGGAAUCGAAGCAGUGACUCUGAGCUGCCUCGUCGUAGCCGUCUCGGCGAGCAAUCUGGGAGGCUUCUUCCCUGGCGGCGGCUUCCAAGGAGCUGGUUUCCAUGGUAGCGGACAUCAUGGAGGAGGGAUCCAUCCUGGUGGUGUCCAUGGAGGAGGGAUCCAUCCUGGUGGUGUCCUAGGCGGAGGGAUCCAUCCUAGUGGUGUCCUUGGCGGAGGGAUCCAACCUGGUGGUUUCCACGGCGGUGGUAUCCAAGGUGGCUUCCAAGCUGGUGGAAUCCCCGGAGCUAGUGCUGUUAUCGGCAGCGGAAUCUCCAAUGGCCCAAGCGAGUGCAGGUAUUGGUGCAGGACUCCCGAGGGUCAAGCCUACUGCUGCGAGACGGCUUAUGAACCAGAAAGGCCUGUUGGCACCAAGCUCUUAGAGUGCCCAGACGUGCGGCCGACUUGCCCACAAAGCAUCCGCGCUGGGGGACCUGUACGCUGCUCCAACGACUACAAGUGUGCCAACUUGGACAAGUGUUGCUACGACAGGUGUCUCAAGGAACACGUAUGCAAGCCCCCUUCAAUCUUCGGCGGCCAUUUUUAAAGGGCUUCAAUUGAAAAGGAAUGUCAGCUCUCUGCCAUACUUUAAACAAACCGACUGUCCAUGCCAUUUCCAAUAAAGAAGUUUGUAUCGAAGACUUAGUUUUUAAAAUACGUUUGAUUACUUUGUUAAUAUUAAAAUAAUCUCCAUGUUGCUUGAUUCACACACAAAAAAAUAUCUGUAGUUACAUGCAGGGCAUAUGAACAUACACAUCAUAUAUCUAGAUAUGUGUAUGUAUAGAUAUGUAUAUGUAUUAUGUAUGUAUGUAUGUAUGAAUUACUGAGGACAAAAUAUUUGACGCCUUCCCUUGGAUGUCGAUUAUUUUGAGCGAAAUUGUUAUUCUGGAUAAUGUCUUUGAUUUAGCUUUUUCUUCUCUUACUGAGUAAAUAAGCACUAUGCUGUAAUAA